This is a messenger RNA of Schistocerca cancellata (South American locust), 3396 nucleotides long. Its product is annotated as putative glycerol kinase 5. The coding region runs from base 233 to 1789 and encodes 518 amino acids. Gene Ontology annotation, biological process: glycerol metabolic process; glycerol-3-phosphate biosynthetic process; triglyceride metabolic process. Gene Ontology annotation, molecular function: glycerol kinase activity. The transcript has 11 exons. Gene Ontology annotation, cellular component: mitochondrion. Lineage: Eukaryota; Metazoa; Arthropoda; Insecta; Orthoptera; Acrididae. The record is from RefSeq and is a predicted model, not a curated record.
GCUUGUUUCAUAGCCAUGGAUUAGUCGGUUGACAGGAGUAGCGUGGCGUGAGCAGUCAGGCGUUGCAGGGAAGUGCGGAUAUCGCUCAAUGUGCAAGAUUGUAGGCAACAGUGAGUUGAAAAUACUGUGCAAUACGUCCAAAGUGAGAAGUGGAACUGACCCCAAAGAUCAGACAUCAUUACAUACAAGGUAGCUUACAAGUUGUAUUUACCCACCUGGCUGUGUUGACGCGAUGGACGGGUUGUUUGUUGCUGCUUUGGACGUGGGCACAACAACUAUUCGCUGUCACAUUCUUGACGAAACCACAUCGGUAGUUGGUACAGCUGUCAGACAGGUGGAGCUACUGUAUCCAGAGCCGGGCCACGUGGAAAUCGACCCCGAAACGCUGUGGGAUGCAGUUCUUGGCGUCCUCAAGGGUGCUCUAACAGACGCUGGCUUGUCAGCAGCGCAGCUGGUUGCACUGGGCAUAUCAAGCCAACGAUGCACAUUCAUCACGUGGGACCGGGAAACUGGCCAGCCCUUCCACAACUUCAUCACGUGGAAAGACGUUCGUGCAGAUUCCAUCGUACGGCAGUGGAACGACUCGUUCUCCAUGAAGGCGAUGCGGUUCGGCGCCCGCCUGUUGUACACGGUGAGCCGGAGCAGGCGCUACCUCGCCGCCAGCGUGCUGCGGCUCAUGAACACGCAGGUGACGCCGCGGCUGCUGUGGGCGCUGGAGCGCGUGCCGGCGCUGCGGCGGGCGGCGUCGGCGGGCCGCGCGCUCUACGGCGGCGUCGACUCGUGGCUGCUGUGGCGGCUGACGGCCGGCGCCGCGCACCUCACCGACCACAGCGCCGCCGCCGCCACCGGCUUCUUCGACCCCUUCAUCGUGCAGUGGUCCUCCCUGGCCGAGGGCUACUUCGGCAUUCCCGCCGCAAUGCUGCCCCGCGUCUGCGAGGCCACCGCGGACUUCGGCUGCACGGCGCCGGACAUACUGGGCGCGGCCGUCCCCAUCCGAUGCCUCAUUGCUGAUCAGGCAGCAUCAACAUUUGGGUCAUGCUGCUUUAGCAGAGGGGAUGCAAAGGUUACUUUGGGUACUGGAACAUUCCUUAAUGUAAAUACUGGACAAACACCACAUGCAUCUGUAGCAGGAUUAUAUCCACUUAUUGGCUGGAAACUGGAUGAUGAAAUUACGUACAUAGUAGAGGGGGCUUCAAAUGAUACAGGAUCCCUAAUUAACUGGGCACAAACUGUUGGUUGGUUGAAAAGUCCAGAGGAAUCUGAACAGCUUGCGACAUCUGUUAAGGAUUCAGGUGGAGUUUUCUUUAUACCCGCUUUCAGUGGACUGCAGGCACCAGUGAACAAUCCUCAAGCAACUGCAGGAUUCCUUGGUGUAACUCCCCAAACAGAAAGAGCACAUAUAGUUAGAGCCAUUUUGGAAAGCUUAGUUUUCCGAGUGCUGCAGUUAUAUGAAGCACUGAAAGAAGAGGCCAAUUACACAUGUACUAGUAUACGAAUUGAUGGUGGUGUGUCGCAAAACACAUUUGUGGCUCAACUGCUAGCUGACCUGACAGGUGUCAAAGUUGAACGUUCAACAACAGCAGACACAUCAGCAUUGGGGGCAGGUUUCCUUGCUGGACUUGCUGCAGGUGUGUGGAAGUCAAAGAAUGACCUCUGCAAACUUAGGAAAGUCAGAGAUGUUUUCGAGCCGAGGCAAGAAGUACGACGAAGAUAUGAAAGCACUUUAGCUCGCUGGAGAGAUGCUAUGGAACGUUUCUUAGAUUGGUAUCCAUUACCAAGCAAUAAAUAGGCUGUGAUGUUUUGUCCGUCUGCAAUAUGUUGUGCUUCCCACAUUAUAACUUCCAGGUGACAUGUAACUCAGACUGAAUAAUUUUACACUGCCAUGAAGAUGUGAAUUAUUUUUGAUAAUGCAGAUUGAAUAGUUUUAAAAUAUUAUGUAAAAAAACAAACUAUUUUUCUACACUAAUAAUCAUCUGGAGGUCUGGUAUUUUAUAUUUUAUGUGACACACUUUGAUGAAUUUUGUGGAGGUUAGUACAGUACAAACCAAAUUAUUGAAUUUGCUGGUACUGAAAAUCUUAAAAAUGUUAUGCCAAUUAUGAGAUUUACACAGUCCACUCAAAUCAUUUAUGUUUUGUUUGUGUAAAUAAAUCAUUAAAUGCUGUUGGUCAUCAGAUAGGAAGCUUUCAAAGGAAAGGAACACUUCCUGCUGCUCUGAUAGUACUGUAAUGUCCACAUGCUUUGUGUAGUGGUAUACUUCUUAGUACAUGACUGGUUCAAAAUCUCCUGCUGGUAGGAAUAUACAUAAUCUAAAAACACAGUGAAUUCUGGUUAGCAACUGUGAAAGGAAAGAUGUAAUAAAAUGACACUGUACACCAUGUGUUCCUUCAUGCAGUUUCCUGGUUGUUUACUUGAUAAACAUGUGAGUUAUAGUGACAUAUAUAUCUUAAAGUAUGAGAAUGGAUUUAUUUUUCUUAUAUUUGCCCCUUUUGCAUUGAGCAAAAGACUCUCGAAAUGAAAAUAGUCUUUUAGUAAGCUUAAAUAAACAGAGUGAAGUAGUAUUGUGCCAUACAUAUUUUCUGUUGAAGCCCAAAAGAUGAUUAAAUAGUCCAAGUACCAGUGAUAAACUGAAAAUGAUAAGUAUAACUUUAUUGUUUUUAGCCUGAUGUUUUAUAUUUACAGUUCGACCUGGACCAUAUUUUAACUAUGUCUACUUACUGAGAGCAAGAAUUAGUAAUGAUUGUUUAAUGACAAUAUUACCUGUUAGAUUUUCAUUCACUAGAAGAGUAUUUUAUGUAUUUGUUUAACUGUGACACACUUUUUGUUACAUAUGUUUGUUCACUUUGGAGCAUCCGUUUUUGUCAUUGUUAAUUUCUGCAUAUGUGAGUGCAAAUGUGUGCUAGACAAGUUUCACAAUUAUUGAAUAUUUUAUAUGCCUUGUUGAAUAUGCUCCAUAAUAUUUAUGGGGCUUUUGGGUGUUUUUAAUUGAAUCAAAUUAAGAUUUUUCCAUCUUGCUCAUUACUAUGUUUAUCUUGAUUUACAUGUGUGACUGUAAAAUUUUGAUGAAUGAUUUAUUAAUCACUAACAAUGUUUCAUUCUUUGUAGGUACAGCAAUGGCUGAAUUUGUUUAUGUCUUGACAUUAACAUAAUUAAGUUUCGUCUUAAAAUGUUUUGUUGAGGUGAAAUAAAAUUCAGCUGUCAGCAUAACUGCAAAAACGGAAAUGUGAACCAUUGUAACUGACUAAUGAAUUUUUCAAGCAACUGGAGUUGGUUUCAUAAUACCGUAUUGCUCAUUAUUGUUGUUGUUAAUAAAAAUAAGACAGUAUUUUUCUCGUUUAUACAUCUUUGUUCUUUGAUAUUGUUAUACUUGUUUACAGAAUAAAAAAAUAUCUUUAUUU